UCACAAAAAACACCAUGAGUUACUCAAAGUUGCUUGUGCUAUUGUUUGGCCUGGUGGUUCUCAUCAGUUCAUCGCUAGCUGAGUACAAUGAAAAACCCAAGCCACCCACUCCUUCUCCUAUUUACAAGCCCCCAGCUCCCAUCAAGAAGCCAUCACCACCAAUAGUGCCCAAACCCAAACCACCAACUCCUUCUCCUAUUUACAAGCCCCCAGCUCCCAUCAAGAAGCCAUCCCCACCAAUAGUGCCCAAACCCAAGCCACCAACUCUGCCUCCUAGAGUGGUGAGGCCACCACCACCCUCACCUUAUGGCAAACCACCAAGCACUCAGCCUCCUAUUAUACAUGUACCGCCGCCUACACCGGUGACCAAGCCACUUCCACCACCUUAUCCUAAGACACCAACUCUACCUCCAGUUGUGAAACCACCCACACCUGGUUACCCAAAACACCCUCCUCCAAUCAAGGCUCCUCUACCCCCACAAAAGCCAGAAGGGAAGAAACCUCUACCUCCAACUCCAUAUAAGAAGAAGCCUCCCCCAUACUACAGUCCACCCCACAAGCCCUGAACUCCACCUGUCCAUCUCAACUAGUGACCUAGAAUAAAUGAGAGAGAGCCGGUUGCUAGCUAGAAAUAAGAGUUCUGGACAUCAACUCAUUUUGCAGCAGCUUCUAGUGUGACUCCAUUAUAAUUACUAGUUAUUUGCAUGGAAUUUUCAUGUCAUGUGGUUAUGUAUCAGCAAGUUGUUUCUUCACUUGUGGCUGAUUGAGCAUGUUGUCUCUUGCUUUAUAUAUGUAUGCAAUAUCAAUUUCCAACUGCAGUAAUACUAUUACUUGUGUUUUAUGAUAUUGUAAAA
Molecule: messenger RNA, 854 nt
Organism: Prunus mume (Japanese apricot)
Lineage: Eukaryota; Viridiplantae; Streptophyta; Magnoliopsida; Rosales; Rosaceae
Source: RefSeq, a predicted model, not a curated record